Molecule: messenger RNA, 2379 nt
Organism: Megachile rotundata (alfalfa leafcutting bee)
Lineage: Eukaryota; Metazoa; Arthropoda; Insecta; Hymenoptera; Megachilidae
Product: pre-piRNA 3'-exonuclease trimmer
Biological process (GO): priRNA 3'-end processing; nuclear-transcribed mRNA poly(A) tail shortening; siRNA 3'-end processing
Cellular component (GO): endoplasmic reticulum; nucleus
Molecular function (GO): 3'-5'-RNA exonuclease activity; RNA binding
Source: RefSeq, a predicted model, not a curated record
CUAUUAGUUCAUACAUAUACAGUACACAUAUGGUCGUGUUCUAAAUAAACCCUUAGCACGAAAUAUAGUCGGCUAGAAAUCGUUGAUAUUGUCCACAAAUAAAAUUCUAAAUAAAAGAACAUUAAACGUGAUUAAAGUAAUAUACCAUUAUUAUAAAAUAAGUUACACAAUUGUUUCACAUAAAUAGGACUACAUACAUGUGAUAUCUACUUUGAGGUUAGGUUACAGUGUAUAUUUGAAAGUAACAUUUAAUAUGAAUGAAGUUUUGGAUGAAAACUUCAAUGAAGUUUAUCUACAAUUGGAGAAACUUGUAAACAAUGCAUCCUUUAUUGCUAUCGACACAGAAUUAACGGGUAUAAGUGCGGAUACUGAAGUCAAAUAUAGUUUUUUUGAUUCUUUGGACGCGCGUUAUAAAAAACUGAAAGACACUAUUGAAAACUUCACAAUAAUACAGUAUGGCAUCACAGUUUUUCAUCAUGCUAUUGAUAUGAAUCUUUACGAUGCAGACUGUUUCACUUUUUAUUUACUGCCACGAUCACUGCCACUUAAAAAUAAGCAAUUAACAUGGCAAGUGGAUGCAUUAGAAUUCCUGAGCAGGCAUAAUUUUGAUUUUAAUAAGCUUGUGAAUCAUGGUAUACCAUAUCUUAAUGAGCAAGAUGAAAAGUCUUUCCGGCAAUACUUAAAGGAAACUAAUUCAACAUAUAAGUUGAAUCAUUUAUCAUACGACGAUGAAACCAAUUUUAAGGAAUGCAUGAAUAAAAUUCAGAAUUGGUUAUUUAGUAACUCACGUGAUUUUGCCGUUAAACUAGAAGUUAACAAUCCUUUAGUACAAUAUUUGAUUCAUGAAAUAGUAAUAGAGAAUUAUGAUAAUAUUCGUAUAAUACCAGGGUAUAAAACAAUAACUCUUAAAAAAGUGUCGGCUAAUAAUUUUCAAGAGGAAGAUAAUGGUGACUUGGAGCAAGUAGUUUUAGAUUCAUACAUAGGUUUUUCUAAAGUAUUCAAAUUACUUUGUUCUUCAAAGAAACCUAUAAUUGGUCAUAACGUACUCUUUGAUUUAAUGUUUACUUACCAACAAUUUUACAAACCAUUACCAGCCCAAUAUUCUGAAUUUAAACGUAAUAUACACUCCAUAUUUCCACAAAUAUAUGAUACAAAGUUCCUGAGUAUUGAAUUGCGAAGGCUGUAUAUUGAUGAAGUACAUUGGAAGCAGAGCUCGUUAAAUUAUAUAUACGAAUUUUUUACGUCCAGUGCAGGAAAAUUUUUGACAUUAAAUUCACCAACAGUGAAUUUGAAACAUACAUCUUCAGAUGUGAACAAUUAUCACAAUGCAGGGUGGGAUUCUUUCAUUGCCGGAUUCAUUUUUAUAAAAGUGGGAUCCGUGUUUAGUUUAAAAAAAUAUGGAAGUGGUUUAGUAGAAAGGGGAAUAACGCAUUCAGAAUUGUUGAGCGGUGUAAAAGAAUUUGUGAAUUCUAUAAAUAUAUCAAGAAGCAAUGAAAUUUGUAUGAAACUUGACGCAGAUGAUCCAAUGUACUCGAAACCAGAGUGGCUUCACGUGAGAUUAAAGUCACCAACGAUCAAUACGACACAGCUGGUCGAGAAGCUGUCAUCAUUUGGGCAAGUGGACAUAAUGCCUUUCGCACGGAAACGUGUUUUGGUAGCUGUUUCAAAUGAGAAGAGCGCACGGCACAUACUUGAACACUUUCAGAGCAGCAAGGAAUUCCAAGUGGCACGCUACAAUCGCAUUAGGCACGCGGCUCCGAGCACAAUUUGCUUGUGUUCUGACUGUAGCAAUGGCGAAUGGUUAGGUUGACAAGAUGGCGGAUGACAGGACAUCUUGAAGACAACUUUCUACUCAAGAUUCUUCCUAUAUUACUUCGGAAUUAUUGAAUUCCCAGAUUUAAAAAUUACGAAUUAAAAAAUGUUUGCUGUCUUCAAUUUUUUAGAUUCCUAAAUCCCAAAUUUUCGAAUUUGCAGAGUCCUAAAUAUCCAAGUUUUCAAAUUCUUGCACCCUUGCAACUACUAAAUCCUCAAGUAGCUCGAAUUUUUAAAUUUUCAAAUCCAUAAAUCACAAAUUCCACAAUGUCUGAACUACUUAAACCACAAUAUUAAUAUCCUGAUAUCUCCAAAUCUACAAAUCCCAAAUUUCCGAAUUCUGUUAACUGAAGGAAACCUAAACUAUGUACAUCUUUGCAAUAUACUCUGUUAUAUUAGACUGAGUUUGAAAUUCAACUGAAGUAUCGCUUCGAAUGAAGACACAUUUCAACAUUCACUUUCAAGUGUCUUCAGUGUCUUCAAUAGUCGUCGAGACGAAGUGAACGUGAAUAAGAAAUGUUGAUAAUAAUACAUUGCAGAUAAUGAUCAAAGUUUAAUUGCUUUUAA